This is a messenger RNA of Exophiala bonariae, 600 nucleotides long. RefSeq lists its product as uncharacterized. The transcript has a single exon. Lineage: Eukaryota; Fungi; Ascomycota; Eurotiomycetes; Chaetothyriales; Herpotrichiellaceae. The record is from RefSeq and is a predicted model, not a curated record. Bases 1 to 600 code for a protein of 199 amino acids.
AUGCCUCAAUCACAUAACCACCAUGGCCGCUCCAGAAGAGCACCACGCUUAUCCUCGGCUCAAAACUCCCACCGUCAAUUCCGUGGUCCCAAGAUUGUCAAGGAAGUUGUGAUAUCCGAAGCUCCCAGCAUGACUGCCUACCGAGCAAGAUUUGAAGCCGGCCGUUCCUUCGAUAUCGACGACGACCUCGAGUUUUGUCCAAACCUCUUGACUUUUGAUGAGGUUUGUGACGAUUCUUCCAUUUCAACAUCCUUCCUUGCUGACCUUGAGAAGCGCCAAUCUGUCACCUCCGGGUCUGAUCGUUCUUCGCUGUCCAGUGGCUCUCCUAGCUCGUCUCCUCUACAAACCCAGAUUCAACCUCAUCAAAUCACUCCCGCUUUGUCCAUUUCCUCUGCUGCGACAUCUGCAUAUAUGUCUCCUCCAAGCUACACCAACAACAACAGCAGCAACCUUAAAAUCCACCAACCCUCCGCUAUUCGCUCGUCCCGCACUAGCGCCAUUCCCAUUGUAAACCCCUCGACCGGCAACCGCAUUGCAAGCCCACCAUCAUCCAUCUCCCCUGGUAUGAUGCAGCAGACAACCAUGUCUCGUCGAUGGUAG